Messenger RNA from Macadamia integrifolia, 1665 nucleotides. Its product is annotated as DNA-directed RNA polymerase I subunit rpa43. Gene Ontology annotation, biological process: DNA-templated transcription initiation. The coding region runs from base 684 to 1370 and encodes 228 amino acids. The record is from RefSeq and is a predicted model, not a curated record. NCBI's taxonomy places the organism in Eukaryota, Viridiplantae, Streptophyta, Magnoliopsida, Proteales, Proteaceae. Gene Ontology annotation, cellular component: RNA polymerase I complex. The transcript is spliced from 10 exons.
UCUGACUUACCGAACCUUCUCCUGCUGCUCUCCGGCGAGGUCUCACUCUCUCUGAAUUUAAAACCCUGUCGUGAUCCUUCAUCGUUUGUCGUCUAUUUCUUCAAUUGUUUGUGGAGCUCUUUAUUGAAAUAUAGCUCUUUAUUAAGGGGGAAUUGCAAGUAAUUGCACUGAAUUGUAGAGGAUCUGGAUCAUCUUAAACGUCAACCCUCUCCCAAACCUCUCCAACCUUGGCCGUUUGUUUCUCCCGCAAACCUUGUCUUCUUCCCACUCUGGUAUGGAAAUCGAUCGCAGGUGAAGGGCGACUCUACCCGCAGACUCUUCCGCCUUCCUCCCUCGCAAGGAACCCUAACAAGGCUGAGACACUCGCAAGGAACCUCAACAAGGCUGAGACGCUACCUCCUCCAUCGCAGGUGAGGAAAGCAGUCGCCUUAGGUGGUAAGGCGUGGGAAGCGGUCGCCUUAGGUGGAUUUAAAGUGAUGUGAGAUGCAUGGGAUCACUCCUUAAAAAAAAAAAGUGGGAAAUAUAACGUGAGAGCCCUAUUCGGCUAUUCCAUCUCUCUCUCUCGGUUAUGUGUUCCAGUCCAGCCUCCAAGUCCGAAGAAAUUUGCGCUGGAUUCAAUGACGUGUAACGAUUGAGAAGUUGGACUUGGCAUUCGGCUUUCAGGUGAUUUUACUUGCAGUCUAAUGGAUGGAUUGAAAGUUUCUGAUGCAAAUUUGGUUGUUUAUAUACAUCCGUCGAAGGCAAACAGGGUUCCUCAAGCACUUCGUGGUGAACUAAGUUCACUGCUUUUUAAAUUUAAUGAAGCAUUUGAUGGAGUUGUUUUGGUUUAUGAUAUAUUAGCUCAAAGUGAAAGUGCAAAGGUUCUUCCUGGACUUUCCCCUUAUUUUGGAGUCAAAGUAAAGGCGAAACUCUUACUUUUUUCUCCGAAGCCAGACAUGCUGUUAGAAGGGAAGGUCAUGAAGCUGAGGAAAGAAUCUAUUCAUGUCAUUGUACUUGGUUUUUCAUAUGCAACUAUUGCAGAGGAAGAUAUUCGUGGAGAGUUUAGAUAUAAAAUUAAACAUGGUGAGGAAGUAUUUGCAAGCAGUCUUCACAAGCGACAUGUGAUUAAGGUCGGAAGCAUGAUACGCUUCUUAAUCAAGAGCUUUGACGAGGAGAUUCUUCACAUUUCCGGGUCUCUGAUUCCUGCUAAUACUGGAAGUGUUGGUUGGUUAGAUAAACAUAUGAAUGAAAGUUCAGAAAUGGACAGGAGUAACAAGAAAAAGAGAGAAAGGGAGAGUGGAAGAGAAAUGGAGGCUCAUGGUAGUCGAGUAAUUAAUGAGGAUUAUCCACCCAAGAAGUCAAAGAGGCAGAAAUUAGUUGAAGAGUUUUGAGAACAGAGAAUUCUGGAGCUGUUGAGGCACUUUCUCUUACCGGGCAACUUUUUUUUGGUGGAGAUGGUGCAUAAUGCCUCAUUUUGUUUUGCCACUGUAAAACUUAUUUUUAGAAUACCUAGAAUUGAUUAUUUUAAUGAAUCUAACCUGGUUCUAGGGUUUAUAGUUAAUAUCUGUUAUUUAAUCACUGAUUUUUCCAAGGAUCUUUGUGUGUGUUGUCAGUAGUAAGAAUGUAGGAGUGGAACUGAUAGAAAGAAAUAAUUUGGUUAAAUAUUUUUUACAAGGAGAUUCUUCA